AUGACCGCUGCAAUUCCAAACCAACCUCGCGACCUUCCUCUCCUUGCGACACCUGACAUUUGUUCAUCCAAAACCUACAUUGUGACUGGGGCCAACUCCGGACUGGGCCUGGAAGCAGCACGGCACCUUGUCAAUGCUGGGGCCGGAAAAGUAAUUCUCGCGGUUCGCAAUACUGGAGCUGGUAAUAAAGCCGUGAAGGAUAUCGAGUUGUCCACAGGAAGGUCCGGUGUGGCUGAAGUAUGGUCGCUCGAUCUUUCCAGCUUUGACUCGGUUAAUGCGUUCGCGCACAAGGCCACAGUAGAGCUUGAUCGAAUCCAUGCUGUCAUUCAGAAUGCGGGCGUUGCCACGUCGGAGCGUGUGCUAGCAGAAGGUCACAACAUGGCGGUCACUGUCAACGUCCUUAGCACGCUUCUUCUGGGAUUGCUUCUUCUACCAAAACUGAAGGAUGUCGCACAGUGCUACAAUUUCGCGCCACGUCUGACGUUUGUGAGCAGUAUUGCGGGAUUCGAUGUUCAAGCUCUCUGGGGGACAAUCAGAGAUUCUCCAUUGUCCAAGAUGGACGCGGAGGAUAUGGACCAGUCGGCAAUAUACUCCCUUUCAAAGCUCACGCUAACAAUGGCGGUUCGUCACCUUGCCACGCUAAUCCCCGUGAAUCGUACGGGUGUUGUGGUGAACCUUGUCUGUCCCGGGUUGUGCAAGACCGAAAUAACUCGCAAUAUACCAGCCGAAGUGCAAGCGGGCAUCGCCAGCCAGCUUACCCAGUUUGGAAGAACGGCCGAAGAUGGUAGCCGCACCCUACUCCACGCAGCACUGGCGGGUAGAGAGACUCAUGGAUACUUUCUUCAAUCCUGUCUGAAUGGAGAGUACGUAAAUCACUGGGACCUACCCGAGUGGGUGAUAAAUGGAGAAGGAAAAGGCUGGCAGAGACAUACAUGGGAUAUUAUUUCCAAAGAGCUAGAUUCUGUCAAACCUGGGUGUGUUUAG
This is a messenger RNA of Penicillium egyptiacum, 984 nucleotides long. Lineage: Eukaryota; Fungi; Ascomycota; Eurotiomycetes; Eurotiales; Aspergillaceae. The record is from the annotation of a GenBank genome assembly.